Molecule: messenger RNA, 1523 nt
Organism: Vespa mandarinia (Asian giant hornet)
Lineage: Eukaryota; Metazoa; Arthropoda; Insecta; Hymenoptera; Vespidae
Gene: Nipsnap
Product: protein nipsnap
Cellular component (GO): mitochondrion
Source: RefSeq, a predicted model, not a curated record
CAGAAGAGAAGCGCACGCGCUAUAGAAGUGAAAGGCAAGAGAAAGAGAAAGAGAAAGAGAGAGAGAGAAAGAGAGAGCGAGCGUGGCAUAGGAGAUUAAUCAAAUAACAACAAUUUCGAUGGCCGUAAGUUCAGCAGUCAUUCCGUGUAGAAAGAAACAAUCACGAAUGGAGAUUAUGAAUAAAACUAAAUCAACAGCGUAUUUAGGCGGCCUCACGCAGUGUAUUCUCGUUAACGAGCCGUGUUUAACUACAAGGUUAAACGAGCUUAAUUCUGAAGUUUAUUGGGCGCGAAGUGGUGGAUAUCUAUUUUCGAGGAUCCAAUAAGAAUGGCUGCCGUUUUAAGAAGAUUCAGAACCGUGCAGGUCACGGUAAUCGACAAGCCAAAAACAUCAUUGUUUAUUAACACUCGGUCCCUGGCAAGGUCAUUGGUACGACAAGAUAGUAAGAGAUGGAUAAGCAAACUUUUGGUAAGAAAGAUCGAACCAACGAAGGAGUCUCAUUCGCGAAUGCUUUCGGACAAGGAUGUGAUUUAUGCUUUACAUACGCAUAAUGUCCGUCCUGAUUCCAUCGAUAAAUAUUUAACUAACUACGAACAAAAUGUUAAUCUAAUACAUUCGAAAAAAUCUGAUCUGAAAUGUGAAUUAGUUGGAUCAUGGACUGUUGCAGUAGGAGAUUUAGAUCAAGCUUUACAUCUCUGGCAAUAUACUGGUGGCUAUGAACGUAUUGAUCAUGCACAAAUUUUACUUUCCAAAGAUGAGAAUUAUCAACUUUUACUCAAGGAACGUGGAAAUUAUUUAAGAUCUCGUCACCUACAAUAUUUAUUGGCAUUUAGUUAUUGGCCGCCUCUCGAAAAACGUAAAGGUCCAAACAUAUAUGAAAUACGAAGUUAUAGCUUGAAACCUGGUACAAUGAUCGAAUGGGGUAAUAAUUGGGCUAAAGCUAUUAAUUUUAGACGUAAUAACGAUGAACCCUUUGCUGGUUAUUUUUCACAAAUUGGAAGGCUGUACAAUGUUCAUCAUAUUUGGUGCUAUAAAGAUCUUCAAUCACGAAAAGAUACACGCGAAAGUGCUUGGAGAUUACCUGGGUGGGAUCAAUGUGUGGCAUACACUGUCCCUCUUAUAAGAGAGAUGCAUUGUCGCAUAUUAAGCCCAACUACGUUUUCCCCCACACAAUAAACUAUCAUUCUUGCAAAUACCAAUGCAUUUGUAUAAUAUCACUUAUUAUUACUUAUCUAUCAAUGUAAUAAUGUAAAAACAUUUGUUAUAAUGUACAUCAUAUAUAUAUAUAUAUAUAAUAUAUAUAAUAUAUAUAUAUAAUAUAUAUAUAUAUAAUUCUGUAAUCUAUACGCGCAAUACGUUGAAUGCUAAAAUGUUUUGUUGUAUUACAACUGGCAGAAUGUAUUUUGCUACUAUUUCAAAUUCUAUAUUAUGACUAUAAGUAAAUGCAAGUUAUUAUAUUCAUUGUCAGUUGAAGCACAACAUUUAUGUAUAGAUGAAUAUACAAUAUUACUCUUUACAGUAGA